This is a messenger RNA of Trichosurus vulpecula (common brushtail), 2878 nucleotides long. RefSeq names its product zinc finger protein 2 homolog. The record is from RefSeq and is a predicted model, not a curated record. The transcript has 4 exons. Gene Ontology annotation, biological process: negative regulation of transcription by RNA polymerase II. Gene Ontology annotation, molecular function: DNA-binding transcription repressor activity, RNA polymerase II-specific. Bases 508 to 2418 code for a protein of 636 amino acids. NCBI's taxonomy places the organism in Eukaryota, Metazoa, Chordata, Mammalia, Diprotodontia, Phalangeridae.
CCUGUGUAAAGGGGUUAAUGAUUCCCAUAUUAAUCAAUAUGCUAUGUGUAAUGAAUAUACUAACUACCUAGGUUUAUCAGAACUACCAUUUUCCCAGGGGGUUUUGCCUUGGGAGUCAGACUCACAGCAGCUCAAAGUGAUCAACCAACUUUUGACAGCUUGGACAUUCCUGUGCUUCUCUAAGUUCAGUGAAGUGAAUCGGAGACUGUGAAAACUGUUCCUCCCCCAGAACACUGGCUCUGUGCCCCACAAAGUAACCACGACCCUCAAGACUUGAGACAAUCAACUUAAGAACUGUUUCCCACAGGACCCAGGAAUGCCCUGCAUGAAUCUGCCCUGGAAAUGGCAACUGAAGACCUAAAAAUGAUUGUCCUGAUCCAGCCCAAUUGUGAUUUGCAUGAGUAUAAACUCUGCCUUUCCCAAAGCAGCAGAAGCCCUCCCCAAAAGAGGACUUCAGGUCAGGUUGCUGAGGACUAAAGCCUAUUCCUAGGAGAGAGACCAAGGAGAAUGGCACCUGGGAGCCAGAGACCCUCAUCCCAGGAGUUGGUGACAUUCAAGGAUGUGUUUGUGGAGUUCACUAAGGAGGAGUGGGGCCUCUUGGACCAUUCUCAGAAAGAGCUGUACAAGGAGGUCAUGAUGGAGAAUAUCCAGAACAUGCUAUCCCUGGAUUUAGAGACCAGCUUGGAAGUAAAUGAGGUGACUAGAAGUCUUGGAAUUUUUCUGGAAAAAUGUGACCUGCAUAGAUUCAUGAAUGAUGGUCCCUGGGACUUCAAAUGGAGAGAAAUCUGUGAUUCUGAUCUCAACUUAGAUAAAAAUCCAAAGAGUGAAUAUGAAUUUGAUGAAACUGGAAAGAGAUUCAGUCAAUCUUGUAUCCUGAAUCAGUGUAAGAAAAUGACCUCAGGGAAUGAGUCUGUUCAGGAGAGUGAAUAUAGCAAAUGCUUUAUUGAACAUGUAGAGCUUUUUCAGUCCCAUGAGAAGGCUCCUGAAAUGCCAGUAUAUCUAGGUAAUCAAUGGGAAAUGGCCUGGAACUGGAGUUCAGACCUCAUGAGACAUCAGAAAAGUGAUACUGGAGAAAUGCUUUGUGUAAGUAACAAAGAUGAGGGCUUGAGUCAAAACUCUAAGCUCAUUACUCAUCAGCAAAUUCCCAUUACAAAGGAGUCUGAUGAAUAUAAUGAAUGUGAAGCAGCCUUAUCCCAUCAUUCAUCUCUUCCUUGCCAGCUUAGAUUUCACCCUGGAAUGAAAAGUUAUGCAUGUGCUCAGUGUGGGGAGGCCUCUAGGUGGGACUCCAAUCCUGAUAGAUCUCAUAAGAUUCAUACUGGGGGGAAAUUUUAUGAAUGUCAUGAAUGUGGGAAGGCUUUUUGCCACAGAUCACUCAUUAUUCGCCAUCAGAGAAUCCACACUGGAGAGAAACCUUAUGAAUGUAAUCUGUGUGGAAAGGGUUUCACAGAGAAGAGGACUCUUGCUGCACAUCAGAGAGUCCACACUGGAGAGAAACCUUUUGAAUGCAAUCAGUGUGGAAAGACAUUCAUAGAUAGGUACCGUCUUGCUGCACAUCAGAGAAUCCACACUGGAGAGAAACCUUAUGAGUGUAAUCUAUGUGGAAAGGGUUUCACAGGACAGGGCAAUCUUGCUGCCCAUCACAGAAUUCACACUGGAGAGAAACCUUUUGAAUGCAACUACUGUGGAAAGGCUUUCACACAGAGGAGCAAUCUCACUACACAUCAGAGAAUCCACACUGGAGAGAAACCUUAUGAAUGUAACUUAUGUGGAAAGGCUUUCAGUGAGAGGGGCAGUCUUGCUGCCCAUCAGAGAAUCCACACUGGAGAGAAACCUUUUGAAUGUAAUUUAUGUGCAAAGGCUUUCAAAGACAGGUCCAAUCUAGUUGUACAUCAGAAAAUUCACAGUGGAGAGAAACCUUUUGAAUGUAAUCAAUGUGGAAAGACUUUCAGAAAGCAUGCCCAUCUUGUUUGCCAUCAGAGAAUCCACAGUGAAGAGAAACCUUUUGAAUGUAAUCACUGUGGAAAGGCUUUCAAAGACAGGCACAAUCUUGCUGCACAUCAGAGAAUCCACACUGGAGAGAAACCUUUUGAAUGCAAUCACUGUGGAAAAGCUUUUACACACAGGGGUAGUCUUUUUGCCCAUCAGAGAAUCCACAGUGGAGAGAAACCUUUUGAAUGCAAUCACUGUGGAAAGGCUUUCAUACAGAAGGGCAGUCUUUUGGCUCAUCAGAGAAUCCAUACUGGAGAGAAACCUUUUGAAUGCAAUCACUGUGGAAAGGCUUUUACACACAGGGGCAGUCUUUUGGCCCAUGAGAGAAUCCACACUGGAGAGAAACCUUUUGAAUGCAAUCAGUGUGGAAAGGCUUUCACACAGAGGGGCAGUCUUUUAGCCCAUCAGAAAAUCCACAGUGGAGAGUAACCUUAUGAAUGUAAUCAGUCUGUAAAGACUUUCCGAAAGACCUUCCAUCUUGCUGCACAUGAGAGAAUCCACCCUGAUGAGAAACUUUAUGAAUGAAAUCAAUGUGUAAAUACUUUCAAAGAGAGGCAGAGUCUUGCUCCAGGAGGCCAGUGUCAGUGGAUGGAAGAGGAAACACGGGGGGAAAAGGUAUAAGAAGAGUGGAAAGGUGGGAGAGGGUUAUUAUAUAGGGUUUUGAAUGCCAAACUGCAUUUUGUAUUUGCUCCUGGAAACAGUAGGAAGAUACUGGAUAUUGAGUGGGAGAGGGGCAGGACAUGGUCAGACCUGCAUUUUAGGAAAAUGUCUGGGACUGGACUGGAAUGGGGAGAGACUUGAGGCAGGCACACCCCUCCCCUAGCAGCCAUUGUAAUAGUCCAGGUGUGAGGUGAUGGUGUUUUAUUAAAAGCUGAUUGAGAAACUUUAA